AGGGUGCUUUAUCAGUGCAAGCCAGCUGUGACUUCAUACACGCUCAUGCCUCUGAGUGACUUAGUAGCACAGUCUCACCAACCACUCCUGCCACGAACAAACGCAAAGAGUUGACAGUAAGGAUGAGGGGGUUCCUGCCAUGUGUGACCCCACUACUGGGUCUUCUCAUCUUGUUGACCCCAGGGAGGGUUCAAGGGUCAUCAAGCUGUCCCCUGUACUGCUCCUGUCAUGGUGCUCAGGUAGACUGCAGCAGCCGUGCCCUCACCACCUCUUCCUUACCCUCCCGCUUCCCUCCUGCCACCACCGAGCUCCGUCUCCAUGACAACCAGCUGACCACUCUCCCAAACAGCCUUCUGGACUUCCUCUCCUCCCUCCACUCCGUGUCGCUCCAUGGAAACCCCUGGGCCUGUGACUGCGGUGUGCUCUACCUGCGUGCCUGGCUGCUCCGACAACCUGCCAGCUACACCAGCCACAGCAACAUCACCUGCAGUUCCCCUCCCCACCUGCGAGGGACGCUGGUGGUCUACCUGGCUGAGGAGGAGGUGCUGGAGUCCUGUCACUACUGGUACUGUGACUUGGCACUGGCCUCCCAGGUGUGUUUGUUUGUGUUUGUGGCGGUGCAGGCGGGGCUGCUAGCUGCUGUGGUCGUGUUCCUGAGGAGGUUUGAGAGCCUGUCCCGCGAGGCCCGGUGGCCCACAGAGGAGAGCUUUGCUGGGGGGGAGGGGCUUACGACUAAUGAGUAUAGUGAGCAUGAGCCCAUGAAGGAAAGCAUCAUCUGACGAGGGGAGGGGAGGGGAGGGAAGGGCCAGGUAGGCAAGGAGAGAAAAGAGGGAGAGGAGACACUUGAAGGGGACAAGCUGGUGAGCAAUAAAAUGAUGGAGCCCUUUCAGGUCUGUGGUAAGAAAAGAAUGAGGAUGAGGAGAAAAGGGCUUGUUUGAUUCACUGGAAACAGGAGAUUCCAGAGAAACUCGCAGGACAAGAAAUUAGGCUAAAUCGAAGUGGUUCUGCAUCUAUUUUCAGAGACUUCUUGCAAUGUGUUUGUUGGUUACAUCAGUCAAUAACACUGUUAUAAUAAUAUAUCAUGCUAUGAAUCAAUAGUACAUAGAAUAUAACAUUUAAUUUACAUUUAAUAAUGCUGUUUUGUGUCAUUGUUUUAAAGCUGCUAUUUAUCAUUUAUUUAGAUAGCAAUAAUAAAACAAACAAUUGUAAAUGGGUGCAUUUUUAAAGGUUUCGGAUGUAUAUAUACUUAACAAAAAUAUAAACGCGACAUGCAACAAUUUCAAAGAUUUUAUUGAGUUAUAGUUCAUAAAAGGCUAGGAAUACAGAUAUGCAUAUGUUGGUCACGGAUACCUUUAAAAAAAGAUCAGAAAACCAGUCAGUGUCUGGUGUGACCACCAUUUGCCUCAUGGAGCGCAACACAUCUCCUCCGCAUAGAGUUGAUCCAGCUGUUGAUUGUGUCCAGUAGCAUGUUGUCCCACUCCUCUUCAAUGGUUGUGAAAACUUUCUGGAUAUUGGCGGUAACUGGAACAUGCUGUUGUACACGUCGAUCCAGAGCAUCCCAAACAUGCUCAAUGGUGCAAUGUCUGAUGAGUAUGCAGGCCAUGGAGGAACUGGAACAUUUUUAGCUUCCAGGAAUUGUGUACAGAUCCUUGCGACAUGGAGCCGUGCAUUAUCAUGCUGAAACAUGGUGAUGACGGCGGAUGAAAGGCACGACAAUGGGCCUCAGGAUCUCAUUAAGGUAUCUCUGCAUUCAAAUUGGCAUUGAUAAAAUGCAAUUUUGUUCAUUGUCCAUAGUUUAUGACUGCCCUUUCCAUAACCCCACCGCCACUAUGGGGCACUCUGUUUACAACGUUGACAUUAGCAAACUGCUCGCCCACACAACACCAUACAUGGUCUAUGGUUGUGAGGCCGGUUGGACGUACUGCCAAAAUCUCUAAAACGACAUUGGAGAUGGCUUAUGGUAGAGAAAUUAACAUAACACUUUCUGGCAACAGCUCUGGUGGACUUUCCUCCAGUCAGCAUACCAAUUGCACGCUCCCGCAAAACUUGAGAUUGUGUUGUGUUACAAAACUGCACAUUUUAGAGUGGCCUUUUAAUGUUUACAGCACAAGGUGCAUCUGUGUAAUGAUCAUGCUGUUUAAUCAGCUUUUGAUAUUCCACACCUGUCAGGGGGAUGGAUUAUCCUGGCAAAGGAGAAAUGCUCACUAACAGGGAUGUAAACAAAUUUAUGCCCAACGUUUGAGAGAAAUAAGCUUUUUGUGUGUAUGGAAAAUUUCACUUAUCUUUUAUUUCAGAUCAUGAAACAUGGGACCAACACUUUACAUGUUGCGUUUAUGUUUUUGUUCAGUGUAAUUACAAUAUGAUGGUGAAUCAGCACAAUUUAUAUUUACUUGUAAUACAUGUUUGUGUUUAUGUACUUUGAUACAGCACGUUAGCUGUUGGCUAUUUUCUAUAUUUUAUUUGGAGGUUUUCAUUAUAUAACAUUCCUAAUCCAGCCCAUUAAAAAUGAGUUUUCAUUCCA
Messenger RNA from Oncorhynchus masou masou (cherry salmon), 2521 nucleotides. Its product is annotated as platelet glycoprotein Ib beta chain-like. Bases 123 to 779 code for a protein of 218 amino acids. NCBI's taxonomy places the organism in Eukaryota, Metazoa, Chordata, Actinopteri, Salmoniformes, Salmonidae. The transcript is spliced from 2 exons. The record is from RefSeq and is a predicted model, not a curated record.